UAGGGGUCAGCUCGGGUUAGGACACAACACACCCAUUCAUACACCACAACGAGUGCCACAAUUAUGCCAUCAAAAUAUACAUCAGUUUAUGAAUGGAGAAGACUUUGCAUUGGCUGUCAAUACCGAUAAUAAUGUGAUAUUCAGUGUUGGUCGCAAUAAUAAGGGACAAUUGGGACAGAAUGUGAAAAGAGACUGGGAUCUGCGGAAAGAGUCAUACAAUUGUGUUAACCUCAGAUGGACAGAAACUCACGAUAAGAUGAAUAAUUCAAUAUCAUUUGAAAAGUCAUUUGAUGUAAUAAAUAAGCUUGGUGAGGGUGGCUAUGCACAGGAUUGACAGACAAAGAGAAACAAAAUGUUUUGAAUGAAACGCAAAGUCUUGUGAAACUUCGGU
Molecule: messenger RNA, 391 nt
Organism: Oppiella nova
Lineage: Eukaryota; Metazoa; Arthropoda; Arachnida; Sarcoptiformes; Oppiidae
Source: the annotation of a GenBank genome assembly